This is a messenger RNA of Scomber japonicus (chub mackerel), 2545 nucleotides long. RefSeq names its product target of EGR1, exonuclease (gene toe1). Gene Ontology annotation, biological process: snRNA 3'-end processing. Lineage: Eukaryota; Metazoa; Chordata; Actinopteri; Scombriformes; Scombridae. The record is from RefSeq and is a predicted model, not a curated record. Gene Ontology annotation, molecular function: 3'-5'-RNA exonuclease activity; snRNA binding; metal ion binding. Bases 322 to 1860 code for a protein of 512 amino acids. The transcript has 8 exons. Gene Ontology annotation, cellular component: cytoplasm; Cajal body.
CGAGCUAAUGAUAAAUACAUUUACUUUUCGAGCAGUUGAUAGUUUAGCUCCUACAGAUUGUUUGUCUCAGGACCCGAUGAAGCACGUUGAAAUGUUUACGCUUUAUGCGCGGCUAGCUGUCGACUCCAAUAAGUGCUAUUCUAUCAAUGACUUGUGUUUGAAUACAUGACAAGUAAUAUAACAAAGAGGCAACAAGCAACACCUCCGUACAGAGCAGCUACGAAUGAAAACCAAUUCUAGUUAGUUUAGCUGUAACUGUGCGGCAAACCUCUCAACUGUUAAUAAGUGAGCUACUGCGUGUAUUAGUUAUUAGAAACAAACAUGGCAUCUUCACUGGUAGUUCCUGUCAUUGAUGUUCAUAAAGAUAAUUUCAAAGAGCUAUGGCCUGCUAUGGUUAUAGCUAUUAAAACGUCCUCCUUCGUUGCACUUGACACGGAGCUGAGUGGUCUUGGGAACAGGAAAUCCUUGCUGGCCGAGUCUAUAGAGGACAGAUUUAAAGCUAUAUGCCAUGCAGCUCGCUCUCGCUCCAUCCUCUCUCUGGGAAUCGCCUGCUACAAGAAACUGGACAACAAGCCGGCAGACACGUACAUGGUCCAGGUGUACAACCUCACCCUGCUGUGUUCAGAGGAGUACAUCAUAGAGCCUCAGUCAGUCCAGUUUCUGGUACAGCACGGAUUUGAUUUCAAUAAGCAGUACGCCCAAGGAAUCCCUUACUGCAAGGGCAACAACAAGGGAGGGUCAGACAACCACGGUGUCCACAUCCGGGCGUUGUUCACUGAACUGCUGCGGGCCAGGAAACCCCUGGUGCUCCACAACGGCCUCAUCGACAUCGCCUUCCUUUACCAGAGUUUUUACGCUCAUUUGCCCGAGCGCUUGGCCACCUUCACAGCCGACCUGUCUGAGAUGUUUCCUGCCGGCAUCUACGAUACCAAAUACGUCACUGAAUUUGAGCUCCGGCUUACUGCCUCCUAUCUGGAGUAUGCCUACAAGAAAUGUAAGCUGGAUAACGGUCGCAGUGUGACCUCUGGAGGGGUCGGACCUCACGUUCAUGUGGAGUUCUGUCAGUAUGUCGGUCAGAUGUCCAGCUAUGUGGACUACAGGGUCUGUCCAGAUGUGGCGUCUGCUGAGGGAAAGACUGACAUCUGCCAGCGCUUCUCUGCAUUUGGUUGGUGUCUUAAUGGCACUCAGUGUCCUCUGUCCCACGACACUGACCUCAUCAUCCUCCAAGAUGAGAAAGGCAAGCAGGACAAGAGGAAAAAGAGGAAGAGAAACAGAGAGAAGAGAGCUGCGGGAGAGGUAGCGGAGGACUCGUCCAUCUUCGACAACGCCCCGGAAAACAAAAUACCACACAUGGAAGUGGAUCCAGAAGAGACGGGAGACGGACAGAAAGAGACGACCGCUGAGCCGUGUGAGGAGGGGAAACAGAAUGAAGGGGAAAACAUGAAAACAGACAGCGAGGGGAACGGAGUGUGUGAGCACAACACGGACUCUAGAAACUCUGCAACAACCGCUGUUACAAAUGACGACAACGGUGUAGAAAACACAGAAGGAGAGGUGACGAUAGAAAAGUGUAACGAUCCCACCGCUAAGACUGAGAAGAAGGCCGACUCAGGGACGCACAGGGCCGGGUUUGACGCUUUCAUGACAGCAUACAUCUUCGCCUACUCGUUCAGCAAAAUCAAGAAGGACGGGGCGGAUGAUAGUGCAGAGGAGAAGGAGCAGACGUGGCUCCCGACCGCUCUCAAUAAGGUUUACCUCAGCGGCAAGGCGGCUCCUCUCAACGUGGUUAAAAGCACCUUCUCCAAGUCAUCCAAGGCCCACCUGCAGAAGAUGGAGAUGGUGUGGGGGAAGGGAGUGUAGCGGUUACAGAAGGCAGGGAGAUAAGUUUAUACACAUGCAGGGUCACAUUUUAUUUUCUAGAUAUGUCAGUGUGAGUUGGUACACCAGCUUUGUCCACACUGGAAUAACUAGACAGAUAUCAGAUGGAUUGCUGCCAUUCAAAUGAAUUUUUAUUGAGAUUUUUCUUAAAAUUCAAGGUCCUGUGAAGAUGAAUCCUGCUGACUUUAUUGAACUCCACCACGAGGUUGACAUUUUUGUUUUUAGUGAAAUGUCUUGACAACUGUAGGACAGGUUGCCAUGGUAUCCAUAUACUGAUCUUCACAGCAUACUGUUUUUUCAUUUAGCAUACAAGAAAUCAACGUAUGAUGUUUUAUAUGAGCAGAAAAUGGUGCUCAGCUUCAGUCUUGUUUCUGGUGCACAAUGACUGUUCCACCCUCAUAGAGGCACCACUGUGGUUUCUUUAUUUUUAUUUAAGAAUAUGGUGAUUUUGGCAGUAAUGCUCACUUAUUUUUCAUGCCAAAAAAUACAAUCUGACAAUCUAGAGAGAAUCAUAUUUUGGUCUGUUAUUACUCCUCAUCCCUGCCUUAUUCACUAGUCUUCUGUGGAUUUACUUACCGAACUGAAAAUACUCUUAAAAUAGAGAAAGUACUUGAUAAUGGCAUUAGUGAGUUAGUGUUUCCCUGGAAACGGCUACAGUGAGAUUAUG